Molecule: messenger RNA, 1679 nt
Organism: Dioscorea cayenensis subsp. rotundata (Guinea yam)
Lineage: Eukaryota; Viridiplantae; Streptophyta; Magnoliopsida; Dioscoreales; Dioscoreaceae
Product: probable WRKY transcription factor protein 1
Source: RefSeq, a predicted model, not a curated record
UUAUUCCACCUUUUUCACCUUUCAUUGGAGCCAUCUUCCUGCCAUUCUCCCUCCUUCACUAACAACAAUGCAUGUUCUCUCCCUGUGCUUCCCUUGUCCUCUCUCUCUCUCUCUCUCUCUCUCUCUCUCCUACUUCUUCAUAGAUCUUAGAUCUCCUUUUCAUCACCUACCUUUUCCUUCUCUUUUCUCUGACUAAACAAAGACCUGUUUUUUUUUUUUCUUUUGCUGCUGCCACUGCAUUGCUGCAUCUGUGACUGUUUCAGCUUCUAAGAAACUGAGAAGAAACAGAACUUGGAAUGUAAGUGAAGUGAAAGUUAAAGUGAAUGUGAAAGUGAAGUGAAGAUCUUGUUUUCCUUCUUGUAAAGAGUGAGUUAGAGAAAGACCCAAUGAAGUCUGGAGAGGAGAAAGCAUGCUAUGAGAUUGGAUCAGCAGCACAAGAGAACCAAAGCACAACAAACUCAUACACAUUUGAAUUCCACAAAUCAAACAGAAAACUCUUGAGCUCCAGGUCCAAGCCCACACCUUCCAAAUGGGAUGACGCCCAGAAAUGGCUGGUUGGCUUAUCCACCGGCCGAGAUCACCGGAACUCCAAGAACAAUCACAACAACAACAACAACAACAACAACAACAACAAGCCUCGCAAUUCCAAUGCCGAUGACCGGAGACUUCUCAGCUCUCAAUCCCAAAAAGGCCGAGACUCUUGCAGCAGCCUUGAUGGAAUUCUUGGAGAUUAUUCUUCAGUACCCAUUGCUAAUAAUCCACAAGAUGAUGGAGAAACAAAAAAGAUAGAUUGCAAUGAGACAAUGUGGAGAAUCAACAAGCCUGUUGAUGAUGAUUCUUCUUUAACUGUUAGAUCAGUUUGUGUGCGAGAUAUGGGGACGGAGAUGACACCUAUUGCUAGUCAAGAACCAUCAAGAACCGGUACACCGUUGAGAGCUACUACACCGGUGUUAAGGAGUCCUAUGUCAUCUCGGUCGUCAACUCCGGCAAAGCGUAGGCAAGGAGGAGCUCAAGAUUAUGAUGGUUGUCGCAAUAGUAGUAAUAGUGUGGUGAAGAAUUUUGAGAGGAAGGGUAAUGGUUGGGCUUCUAAAGGCGAAGGAGAGGUCAUCGGGACCGGGGGGGAUGGUAAUGGAACGGAGCAAGUUAGGAGUAUCGACUCAUUGGAGACAAGAGCUAUGGCGUGGGAUGAAGCCGAGAAAGCUAAGUAUAUGGCAAGGUAUAAGCGAGAAGAGGUGAAGAUACAAGCUUGGGAGAACCAUCAGAAAAGAAAAGCCGAGACGGGGAUGAGGCGAAUGGAGGUGAAGGCUGAGAGGAUGAAAAUUAGAGCACAAGAAAAGCUAGCAAACAAGUUAGCAGCAACAAGGAGGAUUGCAGAGGAGAAGAGAGCAAAUGCAGAGGCUAAACUGAAUGAGAGAGCUGCAAGAACUUCAGAGAGAGCAGAUUACAUUAGGAGAACUGGUCAUCUGCCAUUCUCCUUUCUCUCCUUCAAACUUCCAUCACUUUGUGGUUAACUGCUUAAAAAGAGAACACCACCAUUUCAACUUGUUUUGAUGUAAUAUCUUCUUCUUGUAAUAUCUUUGCAAACAAUCUCUCUCAUAUGUGUUCAUUGCUUCUUUUUAGUUACCAUCUGUAAUAUUUUGUCACUGUAUUAAUCUGUUUGAUUUUUCUUUGGCUUUGUA